Molecule: messenger RNA, 1644 nt
Organism: Rhodamnia argentea
Lineage: Eukaryota; Viridiplantae; Streptophyta; Magnoliopsida; Myrtales; Myrtaceae
Product: U-box domain-containing protein 33-like
Exons: 3
Coding region: 57-1460 (467 amino acids)
Biological process (GO): protein phosphorylation
Molecular function (GO): ATP binding; protein kinase activity
Source: RefSeq, a predicted model, not a curated record
CUGCCGGAGCGUGAACCGUACAAACACAAACCAGCAUUCCUGUUGCAUCAGGAAAGAUGGUUUUCAAAUUUUCCACCAUUUAUCUCACCGAGGAUGUUGAUGUUUCCACCCUGUUUUCGCCGCCUACUUCUCCGUCGUCAUCGUCCACUGCUUGCCUUCCACUCGGCAAGAGCUUCACCAGAGCCAUCGCGGUCGCAGGCAGAGCCGCUGGAGGCGCGUUCACUGCCCCUGUCAACAGGGCUUCUUGGUGGAGGCCCAAGAAAUCCUCCGGCGACAUUAAUCUCCAACCGCUUCGGCCUCAGGGAUUAUAUGCUGAGAAGUUGGAGGAACAACUUGAAAAGGUAAAGGAUCAGUUAGAUAAAGUGACGGAAGAACUUUGCUUUGCCCGAACCCAGAAAUUGCAGCAGCUCGAGGACCAAUUCGUGCAGACCAACCAGAGCAUAAAGGAGUUGGAGCUGAAAAUGAUCGAGACCGUGGAAAUGCUGCGAACUUUUAGACAAGAGCGAGAGCCGUUGCAGAUCGACCUCAAGAAUGUACUCCAAAAGGCCAAGGAGGUGGGUGGAAGAAAAGGAGAUUCCUCGAGCACAAAGUACUUCUCCGAGUUCUCCAUGACCGAAAUCAAGGAAGCUGCACAGAACUUUGACCCGUCCUUGAAGAUCGGAGAAGGCGGCUGGGGAAGCGUGUAUAAAGGUUUCAUUCGACAUACGCUGGUGGCUAUAAAGAUCAUGAAAAUUCCUAGCAUGCAAGGUUCACAAGAAUUUCAACGGGAGGUGGAUGUGUUGAGCAAGGUAAGGCAUCCUAAUCUUAUCACGCUCAUCGGCGCGUGUCCCGAGCCCUGCACUCUUGUUUAUGAAUAUAUUCCAAACGGUACCCUUGAAGACUGGCUCCGCAGCAAAAACAGGGCGAAGCAGCUGCCAUGGCGAGCCCGGAUACGUGUCGCUAUGGAGCUCUGCUCCGUCCUGGCCUUCCUCCACUCUUGCAAGCCUCACAGCAUCGUCCACGGGGAUGUCAAACCAGGGAACGUCCUACUGGACGCGCACCUCGUGAGCAAGCUCAGCGAUUUUGGCAUCAGCAGACUGCUGCCGUGGGGCGAGCAGUCGAGCAACAACACCACCGUCAUGUACCCGACGAACCCAAAAGGGACGUCCGGGUACAUUGACCCUGAGUUCCUUGUCACAGGAGAGCUCACCACGAAGUACGACGUUUAUUCUUUUGGGAUUACACUACUAGAGUUGUUGACAAGGAGGCCCAUCGUAGGAUUAGUGAACGAAAUGCAAAAGGCGGUCAGUGCAGGGACUUUGGAGGCCAUCUUGGAUCCAUUGGCUGGAGAGUGGCCCUAUACGGUGGCCAAGGAGUUGACUCAUUUGGCUUUGAGGUGCUGCGAGAUAAGCAGAAGGAAUAGGCCGGAUCUCCAGUCAGGCGCGUGGACAGUGCUCCAAUCGAUCGGAGCUUCCUGUUGAUAAAUCCAGACUUCCAAAUACUCAGGAAGUGAGAGAUAUAGAUGAUACAGACGAGCAUUGCUAGGUUUGUUAAUAUAUGUACUUUGAUCUUUUGCUGCAUCAUUUAAUUGAUUUCUCUUGUUGAUAGUUCUUACUGCAUGUUCCCACCAUUGUUCUUAUGAAUGGAUCUUCUUCUGCAUUGAGU